Molecule: messenger RNA, 1349 nt
Organism: Physella acuta
Lineage: Eukaryota; Metazoa; Mollusca; Gastropoda; Physidae
Product: ARL14 effector protein-like
Cellular component (GO): intracellular membrane-bounded organelle
Source: RefSeq, a predicted model, not a curated record
CACACAUACAUUACAUUUCUUUUUAAAUUUCAGUUCGUGAUUGUAAGACAGCUUAUAAUCCAUUGUUGGUGAAUGCUUGACAUUUAUUCUUUCAAAAAUGGAUUAUGAAAAGUCAAACUCCAACAGCAGCAGUAAAUCUUCACUAAAUGAUGCACAAGUGAUAGCCAUUCAUGACAGUGAAUCUAGUGAUUCAGCCGAAAAUGAGCCAUCUUUUCGAAGCUCCAAAUUGGGAUUAGACAUUAACAGUACAAGCACAGCUGGGAAUGAAUCAACAGCUCCUGAGGAAUUGACCAGACAUGAAUUAAGAAAAUUGAGUUUGGACCAGAAUGGCACUUUUAUGGCAGACUUUGAUCCAGAAAAGUCAAAACGAGAAAUGAGAAAAAUGAAUCGGCGCCUCUACACUAAAGAGUCAAGAAAAAAUCAGCUGUAUGACGACAAAGGAGUCUUCUUGGAGACAUCAAUAGACAUCUGUGAUUGUCUGGAAAAGGAUUGUCCUGGCUGCCAUUUUCCCUGUCCUCGUUGUACCUCUCCAAAGUGUGGCACAGACUGUCGUUGCAAUAGGAAAUAUACUAUAGAAAUGAUAGAGGUGGAAGGCAUGGGCACUGUUUAUAAUUUCCCUUCAUGAGAUUUUGAUUUGCUUUUUAGUCCUCAUAAAAGAUUUUUUUUUUAAAUCAUAGGCAGCCGUGCGAAAGCAUAACAUUAAUUUUGUUAUAUUUAUGGACCUGAUGCUUAAUUUCCAUUUAGGACAAGGCAAACAAAAAUAUGUCUUUAAUGAAAAUUUAAAAUGUCAUUGGCAAUCAAUAUGAAUAUUAUUAAAUUACAUUUAAGUUUAAGAAAAAAUAAUGUUGGUCUACUAAUUUGUAAUUGUUGAAGUAAGAAUAACACACCAAGCCAGUUAAAAAAAAUAUAAUACCCCCUUUAACUGGCUAGGAUGUUCUGAAUAUCACCAGUAACUGUUUGAGUCAUGUGGUGUUUAACACAAUCUAAGGCUGGUUGUUCAAACCAAAGCAACUUAAAAUUGUCCAGCCUAAUAGUUUUGUUAAACAAUUUAAAGGGUCUUGUUACUUUCUCGUAUAUACGAAGUAUAGAGAAAGUCUUGUAAUCGUGCAAAAAAAAAAUAGAGAUUUUUACAAAUCUCGACAUUUUACACCUCACUGAUACGGAAAAACAUAAUUUUGCAAUCUUGUGUAAAUAUGUAAAUAUCAUAUUUCAAGUAAUUGAUUUUAACAUGUUACAGUUUAUGUAAUUAAUAUGUUUUUUUUUUGUGUUUAAAAUUGUUGUCUUAAUCAUUAUUCAUAAUGUAAAUUUUAUCAUGUGUUAAUUAAUUAAAACAUGCAGUUUUUCUUAAA